AUGCCGCUGUACCAUGCCUGCCCUGUCGGCGCGGAGAACAGAGAGCGGCGGUCUGUUCAAGGUUCACUCCAGGCGCCAGCAGACGCACUCGCAGGAUUUCGUAGGCUGAAGGGAAUCCAAGAUGAGGGCUUUGGCAGCUGCGACCGGUUCAGCACAUCUCGCUGGCUGAGCGCACCGUUGCUGAUUGAGGGAGAAAUUAAUUCUCGCAGCGAGCCCCCCACUGGCCCCCAGUCGAGGUGCUGGAAGUUGCAGAAGGGUGGAGAAGAAGGUCUGGAGGCAGCGAAAGCCUCUAUUGAGCUCGAUGGCAGGUGCCACGGAGGGAGGCCGGGUCUGCAAGUUGGGCAAAGAGUUGCUGCCGGAAAGAAAGCAAGGCUUCUUCCUCCAUCCUUGCCUUCUCCGGGGGAAGGCCUGCAAACAGAAAUCGAUGGGCACAAAGAGGCACCUUUGGGAUGCAACUGA
Ustilago hordei is the source of this 459-nucleotide messenger RNA. RefSeq lists its product as uncharacterized. The transcript has a single exon. The record is from RefSeq and is a predicted model, not a curated record. Bases 1 to 459 code for a protein of 152 amino acids. NCBI's taxonomy places the organism in Eukaryota, Fungi, Basidiomycota, Ustilaginomycetes, Ustilaginales, Ustilaginaceae.